AUGCAGGUCAGGUCGAAUGCCAUGCCUGGCAAGGUGACGGUGGAGUCGUCGCCGACGUACAUCUUCAACCCACUGGCCCCAUACAGAAUGGGCAUGGUGCAGCCUUUCGCGAGGCUCGUGCUCGUGCUGAGGGACCCGACAGAUAGAUAUUUUUCACAGUUGCGCAUGACGAUGUGUUCCGGCAAGGCCAACCAGACCUUCGAGGGCGUGAAAGAAGCAGCCUGGUUCCACUCCCCCGGUGAUGCCGCUGGCUACAUCGACGGGGCGGAAGCGACAUAUGAGCCCUACACGCCCCUAUGCCGGGGAGAAAAAGCAACCGCGAUGGACCUCAGGAAGUGCAGCAGGGCCCAGCGCCGGCACCACCCGCUCUUCAGAGGGUUGUACGCCGACCAGCUGGAGAGGUGGUUCAGAGUCUUCGACAAAUCACAGGUUGGUAACAGCUGA
Ectocarpus sp. CCAP 1310/34 is the source of this 444-nucleotide messenger RNA. Lineage: Eukaryota; Phaeophyceae; Ectocarpales; Ectocarpaceae. The record is from the annotation of a GenBank genome assembly.